Molecule: messenger RNA, 2363 nt
Organism: Acromyrmex echinatior (Panamanian leafcutter ant)
Lineage: Eukaryota; Metazoa; Arthropoda; Insecta; Hymenoptera; Formicidae
Gene: MKP-4
Product: dual specificity protein phosphatase MPK-4
Biological process (GO): protein dephosphorylation
Cellular component (GO): nucleus
Molecular function (GO): protein tyrosine/serine/threonine phosphatase activity
Source: RefSeq, a predicted model, not a curated record
UGCCAACUUCGCUUCUUUUUCUUUUACCGGCAAUCAAGUGAGCCAAACCUCAAGUCUGGUCAGACCUAUUUUCGAACACGCUGAGUGAUAUGCACAGCUAAUUCUGAAAAUUGUGUUUUUUUACAUUUUAACAAUAAUGUCAGACAGCGGCGAUAUUUCGCGAUUAAGUGUCACCGGUUUGUUGCAUAGAACCGAAGGUUUUCGAAGAUGAUUUGACUGAUCCCGUCCUUUUUGACGCCCAUCGGACUACAGCCUGCAGCAGGUGGAAUAUCCUGCGUGUGUCAUUUUGUCAUUAUUUGAGUGUACUUGAGUAUCGAAAUCGCGAGCACCAAGUGAGUUGCAAAUCAAAACCCUUCUGUGCAAGGCAUGUUCUCCAAAGUAGAUUUGUUAAUACUGUGUCAUAUGUUUUUGUCGGCAAGGAUAACCUUUUCUUUUGUCAAGAGUGCUGAGCAUGGCGCAGGAAGAAACAAAGUUAACAAGAGAAGAUUUUGAUGCUGGUCCGUGUAGCUUUGAUGAGAUCGAGCCAGGUUUGUUCCUGGGUAAUCUCACGGCUGCUACAGAUGUCGACUGGCUGAAGGAAGCUGGAAUAACUCAUAUACUAACAAUAGAUUCAUGUCCAUUGCCAAGAAAGAUCCAGGAGCGUCUCCCGAAUUUAAUCAUAAAGUAUAUACAAGUGACGGAUAUGCCGCGAGAAGAUCUGCUAACGCACUUUGAAGACUCCUAUGAUUUCAUCGAUCGUGCCCUUGACUCUGAUGGCAGAGUAUUGGUGCACUGUUACUUUGGCGUGUCGCGAUCCGCUACCGUAGUGAUCGCAUAUACCAUGAAGAAGCACGAGUUGAGUUUCGCAGAUACGCUCCAAGUGGUAAAAUCAAAGCGUCGCUUUAUCGCGCCAAACCUUGGCUUCGUGGCGCAGUUGCGGCUCUACGAGGAUAUGAGCUACGGCGUCGACAGUACUAAUGUACAGUUCAAAAUGUAUCGAUUGCAGAUCGCCGCCGAUAAGGUGCGCAAAGCUCGCAUUCUUCCCCAGAGCUGCGUCGACUUGGUAAAGCCAGAUCCCGCGCUGACAACCGUGCGUCCCGAGCCAUCGGUUUAUCGUUGUAAGAAGUGCCGUCGCAUCGUAGCAAGCGCCAGCAAUAUUUUGCCUCAUGCGCCGCGCGAGAAGCAAAUCUGGCGGCAUAUCAGUGCCAAAAGCGCUCCCAAGGACGGCGAGAGCUGUGACAAAUUGAUCCAGAGGAGAGACGAGUCGGCGCGAGUCGAAUUCUGCGACAAGAUUUAUUUUGUUGAACCGUUGGCUUGGAUGCCCGAUAUUACACACACUGUUGAGGGUAAAUUAAAUUGUCCUAAAUGUAAUACAAAACUUGGUUCGUACAGCUGGAUCGCCGGCAGUCAAUGUCCCUGCGGUAGUAAGAUUGCACCGGCUUUUUAUUUGGUGCCAUCCAAGCUCGACUGGAGCAAUGUUGUGCAGAAUGUCCAAGUAACAGUAUAGUAUUAAGGAAUAAAAAAUAUGUUGGAAAUAAUACCAAAGCAAUUAACUUUGGAUGAAUUUAUGGAGAUGGAAAUAUUGAAUUUUGUAUUCGAUGAUAAAAUUUUCCAAAGGUUUUAAAGUUCUUGAUGUGCUAAGGCAAUACAAGUCAAGAAAGAUAACGUAAAAAUGUUAAAUAAGCGUUGAAUACUUUUUAGAUGUUAUAAUGUUUUGGUUGCCUUAUAGGCAUCCUUUUGAUGUUUUUUGAAUGUUUGUCUUGUUAAAUUCUAAUAUCAUAUUAUGGUCCAAGAUUGAUAUAGAUAUUGAUAUUUAUAACCCUCGGCAGGUAAUAUACAUCUUUUUAAGCUAUUAGAUUUUUUAAGUCUCAGUCAUUCUAUGUAAAAUAUCGUUCUAUGUAAAAUUAAGAAAAUCCAUUAAAAGAAGAAUUUUAAUCAUAUCACUUUAUGAAUGUGAGAUUUUUUACCUUUAAUUACACCAGCGUUUUAUGCUAUGAGAUUUAAGAAAACUUCAUAAUAUCUGCUGAGGGUUGAAUAAUGCAUUUUAAGAGUGAGAUAAAAUACGGAUACGAUCAAUAUGUACGCCGGUUGACUAUAUUCUAAUCCUGUGCCAAUAUAUAUUUCGAUAUGUGUACAUAUAUACAUGUAUUUGUUACAUAUAUCUAUAUGUUGUGUACUUUUCUGAUUAUAUAUAAAUAUGUAUAUAUCAGUGAGAAAACAUACCCGAAGACGUUCUCCGAUCUCAAUGUUUUUAUUGCACACGAUGCUGUCUUUACCGUCUAUACAUAUAUCUGUGUAAGGCCGUAAUUCCGUGUAGAAUACCGUUUCUGUAUUCUGUAUUUAAAAUAUUACAAUGUUCUAAUAUACUUCCUCAUAUAACUUAA